GUUAGAGCAAUACACUCCUCCGCACCUCCUCUUUUUAUCAUCACAAGUGGAGGGGAGAAUAGAAAGGAGCCGGGCACCUGUUGUUCUGGGAUGAGCGGCGUUGUGACAUGAGGACGGACGAUCGACCAUCUCUCUCGAAGAUCAAGAUCCAGCCAUGGAUAACAGUAGCUUGGGCUGGUCAGCGGAUAUCGACGUGGUUUCCAACACGUCUUCGUCUCCCCGCGGCUCCGUCGAGGACCUCUGCGCUACCUCGGCAAGGCGCCGGGCCUCCCGCGUGACCCUGUAUGCCUUCCUCACGGCAGGGAUAGUGUGCACGGUGGUGGGCAACUUCCUGGUGGUCCUGGCCAUAGCCUACUUCAAGCAACUGCAGUCCCCCACCAACUCGUUCGUCACAUCGUUGGCGGUGGCCGACUGCCUGGUGGGGUUGGUGGUCAUGCCGUAUAGCAUGGUGCGCACCGCUGAGGGCUGCUGGCUUUUCGGCGCCGUCUUCUGUCGGAUACACUCCAGCCUGGAUGUCAUGCUGUGCACGGCGUCAAUCUUUCACCUCAGCUGCAUCGCCUUCGACCGCUACUACGCCGUUUGUAACCCCUUGGUCUACCACCAGAAGAUGUCCCAGGGCCGGGUCGCCCUGCUCAUCGUGGCCUGCUGGGCCGUCCCGCUGUUCAUUUCCUUCGGCCCCAUCAUGCUGGGACUCCACGAGGCAGUGGCGCCCGCGGCGCCGGACAACACGUGCGUCUUCCUGGUCAACCGUGUCUAUGCCGUCGCGGCCUCGCUGGUGGCCUUCUACCUGCCCAUGGGCGUCAUGCUGGCGGCCUACUGGAAGAUCUACAGGGCGGCCAAACGGCAGGCCAUGCAAAUCAGCGCCAUGGAGAGCCAGUUCUCGGCGGGGGUGGGCAAAGACUCCAGCAAGGAGCAGAGGCACCGCAACGCCAUGAGGAGGGAGCGCAAAGCGGCUCAGACCCUGGGAAUCAUCAUGGGAGUUUUUCUCCUCUUCUGGCUUCCCUUCUUCACCGUCAACAUCGUGGAUCCCUUCGUGGACCACGGCACCGCGGCGGAGGUGUGGGAGGUCUUCCUGUGGCUGGGAUACGUCAACUCGUCACUUAAUCCUUUCCUGUACGGGCUCUUCAACAGAUCCUUCCGGAGGGCAUUCGUCAUGAUUAUGGGAUGUCGGAUAUGCGCACAAAGCUUGUCGCCAGGAAUGGAUUUAUCAAAAGAGGGCAAUGAACACACUAACAAAUAAAUGACUAGAGACUGUGUGUUACUCAUGCAGGUACCCUGUAUGUGCGUUUGUGUUUUUCCCCUCCUGUCGUUU
Molecule: messenger RNA, 1312 nt
Organism: Esox lucius (northern pike)
Lineage: Eukaryota; Metazoa; Chordata; Actinopteri; Esociformes; Esocidae
Product: 5-hydroxytryptamine receptor 4
Exons: 2
Coding region: 155-1240 (361 amino acids)
Biological process (GO): regulation of appetite; adenylate cyclase-activating adrenergic receptor signaling pathway; chemical synaptic transmission
Cellular component (GO): plasma membrane
Molecular function (GO): G protein-coupled serotonin receptor activity
Source: RefSeq, a predicted model, not a curated record